AUGAAUUAUUAAUUUGUAUAAAUCAAUUCUCCUUCAGUUACAGUCACUGCUGUGGCCGCAUCAAAGCUCGUAUUUUCGAAAUUUCAACGGCCGGAAUUAUUUUCCGUGAUAAUCCCUCUUCGUUAUUGCAUUGCAAUUACAUUUUUAACCCUUGAAAACUCAAUUGUUUAACUCAACCCUAACCCCUCUUUGCUGCAGCAGCUUAUCAUUCUCAACUCCUUCAGUUACAGUCUUAAACCCUAGAUGGCUUCGAGAGGAGUAUGGCAACUUCAAAAGAUGAUUGUGAGCUAUUGUGACUGGGGUGGUAGUAGCAGAGGAAUAAGGGCGUUCAUGGAGACACAUCUUCCGGCUUUUAAAGAAGUAAAUUCUCAGUUAGAGGUGAUUACUGAGCUCAAUCGAGGACAGCAUCCUUGUUUGAAGGGCUUCUACAAGAAUAAGAAUGAGCGAGUGGUUUGUGUAAAGAAUUUGGCUCCAGAAGAAGUUCUGCUGCAGGCCACUAGGCUAAGGAGUUCACUGGGAAGAAAGGUAGUAAAACUUAAGACCAGACACGUGACCCAGCACCCCAGCGUGCAGGGUACGUGGACCACAGCAGUCACAUUUUAAGGCAGGAAAGUGUUCCAUAAUAAACUGUUAUUUUGUGCUUCUAGUUUCAUCAAAGCUAUAGUGAUGCUGGGCGGAACUUGCUCUAGAUUUAAAUGAACUUACUUUAUGAUGCUUUAGAUUGUAUUUUUUUAGUGCGGGUCAUAACUUUUGUAUACCAAAUUCUGGAUGUUUGAUUUCUCUUUUCGUUUGCUCUGAAAGAGGCUACAAAAUUUGGGGUCUAUUAUAUUCCAUUAAAUUUUAGUCCGGUUUAUUGGCCUA
This is a messenger RNA of Mercurialis annua (annual mercury), 861 nucleotides long. Its product is annotated as 54S ribosomal protein L51, mitochondrial. Gene Ontology annotation, cellular component: mitochondrial large ribosomal subunit. Gene Ontology annotation, biological process: mitochondrial translation. The transcript is spliced from 4 exons. Gene Ontology annotation, molecular function: structural constituent of ribosome. The record is from RefSeq and is a predicted model, not a curated record. Lineage: Eukaryota; Viridiplantae; Streptophyta; Magnoliopsida; Malpighiales; Euphorbiaceae. Bases 244 to 603 code for a protein of 119 amino acids.